AAUAAGUUUUUAUUCUAAAUCUAAAUAAUUAUUCAAGUAUGAUUUAUCUUAAAGAAUAUUAUUUAAAUAAUAUUAAUAUAUUUGAAAGGAAAAUUACUUCGAUAUUUGGUAUUCUCGUUUUAUUUGAUAAUUGGAUAUUUGUUAUUUGAUUUCAUUACAAAAAUAUAGGAAUAUAUUUUUAUCUCCACUUUUCCAUUUCUAACAAGAUAAAAUCUGAGUUUCUUAUAUAUCAGGAACUAUUUAUCAUCAUUAUCAUUCAAUUUUGUAUUCUUAUCUUUUUUAUCUUCUAUUAUUAUUUCAAAUAAUCAAACACUUGACAAAUGAAUCAUUUCAACUGAUCUCUCGGACAAGAUUUCAAAUAUUUUUAUUUCAAAUUGACCGAUCAUUUUUCAUCAAAGUUGUCCAAUCCCAAAUCGAAUCAACAUUUCAGACAUCUUAUGCAAUCUUGCAAAUUUCAGUGCGAUAUAAAAAAUGUUACCGAGGAGUAUCAGAAAAUAUGCGACGAUAUAACGGAACGAGCGGAAAACCUUUUGCAAAAUAUUCGGAAAACAUCGAAGACUAUGAUAAAUCAAUUGGCACAGGAUAUCGAAUCGACGAAGAACAAAGAGCAGAUGAUGUUGCAAGGGUUGUUGCAUGAUAUAAAGAAAACUCUUCAAAAGUUACUAGCCCUUGAUCCAAUGUUCGGUUCCCAUAAAAGGAAAUCUGUCAUGUAUUUGAACAACGAGGUCCAUCAAGCUUUCAACGACGUGGAACAGAACUCGAUUCCUCAAAUAAAUCGGAUGAUAGAGAUCGUCGAUAAGUUAGAGGGCGACGUGUUAGCCUGUAUCGACCGAGCCAAGUCUCUAAUAUUCUCGUGUAAAAAGUGUAAAACUUCCGAAUCGUUGGCGAAAUGCAUCGACGAAAAUGCGAAAUACGCGACGAAGAUAUUGGACAAAGCGUCGCAGAAUGCGGAGAACAGCUUGAACGAAAUGGAAUCAUUGAAACGCGAAACUUUGAACUAUCACAAAGCGACUUUGCACUGUAUCUCGCGAAGGUGUCGGAAGGAUAGCGAAAAAUUUUUGACCCAUUUGAACAAUUGCGUUUUGAGCGUUAGAAACGGAAAGAAAGGAGGAUCGCGUUAAUUUUUAAAAACAGGAAUAUAUAGUGGCGUGAGUAAAUUGCCGUUUCGUUUGU
Messenger RNA from Apis laboriosa (Himalayan honeybee), 1173 nucleotides. RefSeq lists its product as uncharacterized. The transcript has a single exon. Lineage: Eukaryota; Metazoa; Arthropoda; Insecta; Hymenoptera; Apidae. The coding region runs from base 438 to 1121 and encodes 227 amino acids. The record is from RefSeq and is a predicted model, not a curated record.